GUCUAUGAUUGGUUGAUAGGAAAGGCAUCUCAUUGUGUGUAUGCUUAGUAAAUACAGUAAACAGAGUGAUUGUCAGUGUGCUGCCAUCAAUUACGACUGACAGAUAACGAGGAACAUCCAACACUCAAUACAGAAUUUGCUUUUGCAAUGGCUCAAAAAAGGGCUGAAAAAAUGGGAAAGCAUUGGGUUCUCCUUGUGGCUGGUUCAAAGACCUGGCAAAAUUACAGACACCAGGCCAAUGUGUGCCACGCAUAUCAGAUAAUGCAUCAGAAUGGAAUUCCUGAUGAGCAGAUCGUGGUGAUGAUGUAUGAUGACAUCGCUUACAAUAAGAAAAACCCUCAUCCUGGAAAAAUUAUAAAUAAACCACAUGGGUCAAACGUGUAUCCAAGGGUUCUGAAAGACUACACUACACAUGAUGUGACACCUAAGAACUUCCUGGCUGUACUCAAAGGUGAUGAACGUGCCGUGAGGAAGACUGAAAAAUGUGGACCAAAGAAAGUACUUAAAAGUGGAGAAAAUGACACAAUAUUCGUCUACCUGGCAGAUCAUGGAAGUUAUGGUGUAUUUUGCUUCCCUGACAGCACACUUCAUGCAAUAGAUCUCAUUGACACUAUCAAUGAAAUGGCAAGUGCUAAGAAAUUCUCAAAGAUGGUAAUAUACAUGGAAAGCUGUCUUUCUGGAUCAAUGUUCACCCACCUCCCUAACAAUGUUCAUGUGUACACAGUGACUGCAUCUAAAGCUCAAGAGCCCAGCUAUGCAUGUUAUCAUGACACUGUAUUGAAGACCUAUCUUGCAGAUGCAUUCUCAGCCACUUGGAUGCACUACAAUGAAAAGGUUAACCUUGACAAAGCAACGUUCCAGAGUCAGUUUGAUUAUCUUCAGAAACAUGUCAAAACAUCCUCACCCUGCCGGUUUGGGGACAUGACAAUCAGUAAAUGUCCUAUCAGUGAGUUUCUAAAAAACACCCCAAAAGCUCAUCAGGAUCUUGGUAAAUAUCUGGAGUUCAUGUUGUCUGAUUUGACCCCGAGUCAUGAGGUCCCAUUCAGAAUCCUGAAGCACCGAAUCGACACAGAAGCUGACGUGGACAAGAGACAAUAUUUGAAGAAAAAAUAUGACUCUCUUCAUCAGAGAAAUGCUCAAAUUGAGAGAGCGGUUGCAGCGAUCAGCCAGCAGUGUUCUCCUGAGGGUGCAGGUGUAGAUGACGUGGAUGGAGAUUAUGGGGAUGCGGUUGAUCUACAGGAGCUCAAAACUGUAGCUGAGCAUUUCAGAACAACCUGUUUUAACUGGCAUGAAGAAGAGAUAGUCCUGUCACACAUGCAUGUAUUUGCUCGUCUCUGUGCAUCUGGAGUUGGAGUGGAGAGAAUCAUAGAGGUCAUGAAUACAGUCAGAGAAAGCUGCUCAGAGUUCCAGUGAACAACUAAACUUCCGAAGAUCACAUGAGAAUUAAGAAGAAUCUUUUCCAUGGUUUCUGGUGCACUGCCAUUUGAAAUUAAUGGAGGUUAACGCAUAUUUUAGAAAGUCCAACCUCCAAUUUGCUUGAGUAAAAAGACAGUAGAUAAAUUAGAGUAGGGGAGCUUUGGAAAGGUUGGUUUUUAACUUGCAUUUAGACAACACUCAUUUUGUUUUAUUGAUUUUUAAAAUUCAGUAGCAUAAGGAAAUGUUGAUACACAAAGUGUAUGUUGAUACACAAAUAUUGAUACACAAAUUGUAUGUUGAUACACAAAUGCAUUAAAAAAAUAAUGUAUUUUUAUUGGAUAUUGAUGGUGCAACAUAACUUGUGUGAAAAGAUAUAAAAACAAAAGGUUGUUUUGAUUAAAAUUAAUUUAAAAACAAGAGUCCACCCACAUGUAUUAAUAAAGCCACUGUUAAUGUUCUGAUGAUGCAAGACAGCUUCACUGUAUUCUGGUUAAACUGUUGAAGAGAGAAUCUGCAUCGGCAUCUCAGGUAACGAUAUUUUUAAUUUUGUCCCCUUGAGCUCUAAUCACCCAUCAGUCAUCUGCUUUUGAUGGAUUCAUUUUUUUUUUUUUUUAAAUAAACAUCCAUUGAAGUUUAAUGAUUUAAUAUGGAGGUUUGGCUUUGAAUAGCUGCAGUGGAGUUUUUUUUUUUUUUUUUAUAAAUAUGCACAAUAAAGAGAAGAAAA
This is a messenger RNA of Myxocyprinus asiaticus (Chinese sucker), 2140 nucleotides long. RefSeq names its product legumain-like. Gene Ontology annotation, biological process: vacuolar protein processing. Bases 148 to 1413 code for a protein of 421 amino acids. Lineage: Eukaryota; Metazoa; Chordata; Actinopteri; Cypriniformes; Catostomidae. Gene Ontology annotation, molecular function: cysteine-type endopeptidase activity. The transcript is spliced from 14 exons. The record is from RefSeq and is a predicted model, not a curated record.